AUGGCCAAAUUGGGUCUAGCACUGGGUAAUCUUGAGAACUUGCCGAUCAGCCGUGGUGAGAUGGGGUCAUGCUGUGAUGCGGCUGGGCGAGCUGGCGGCGUGUCCCUGAAGCACGCCUGGUAUGCAAACAAAGACGAUACCGGAGGAACGCCUCAUCACCACCUCCCUACCACAGAGCUGCGACCGCUAAUGCUCCUCAGAUGUUCGUCAGCUGAUGAAGUCCUCCGUGUGGCGGCGGCUUUCACUGAGGCCACAGCUGCAUACGGGGACGCUGUGGUAUGA
Knipowitschia caucasica is the source of this 282-nucleotide messenger RNA. Lineage: Eukaryota; Metazoa; Chordata; Actinopteri; Gobiiformes; Gobiidae. The record is from the annotation of a GenBank genome assembly.